AUGGCGGCAUCCGUAGCAUCUGAGAGGAACCAUAGAACAUAUGCUCAACGAGCUCAAGAACGUCUUCCCUUUUAUCUCAAUCUUACCACGUUGUCUGCGCUACCUAGGCCUCGUGAACGUGAAAUAAUAGUGAAGAACCCUAGAUAUGAUCCAAAUUGGGGCAUAUUAGAUAGCAAGAAUCUUAUUCUAACCGCUUUCAUCACAAUGGUUGUAAAAAGUAUUCUUUUCGCUAUCCCUCCUUUAAUUAUGGGUAUUGUGUAUCGAUCACAAUGUCAAGUCCAGGAAUGGAUACCUCGUUUUCUAAUGGUAUUAGGCGUGGAAUGUAUUGUCGAAAAUAUAUGCUUACUUAUUGCAAUGGUAAUUAUAAUGUUCGUCCAACGAAAAAAGUCAAAAGCCGAAAUUUAUAAACAACAGAAACUUUCAAUGGCUGUGUGGGCUGGUAUUGGCACUAUCUGCACUCUUGCAUGGUAUAUUGCUGGAUCUGUAUGGGUAUAUGGCGUGAAAAAUCGAGUUCAAUUUGAUGAUGCUCAAAGUCCUAACUAUUGUCAUCCUGGUGUGUAUUGGUACACUUUUGUUUGGUGCAUUCUUUGGUAUGCAUAUUUGCCUAUUGCAAUCUCAUGCUUUCCAUACAUGUAUAAAUCUGAAAAGAAUCUUGUUGAGAGCGAACAAAUGUUCAAUCCUCGUGAGAUAGCUGUGAAAUACUAA
Adineta ricciae is the source of this 705-nucleotide messenger RNA. The record is from the annotation of a GenBank genome assembly. Lineage: Eukaryota; Metazoa; Rotifera; Eurotatoria; Adinetida; Adinetidae.